UGUGACCACAUAAUUUCUGUCAAGUUGUGUGCGUGUGUGUUCGUUAUGUCCAGCACCAGUGGUGUGCUUGUGAAUUUUGUCUCACGUGCAUACUUGUGGUUGCCGAGUUUGUGCCAAUGUGCGUGUCUCCUCUCUUACCUUCCUCCUGCACUUGGUUCCAGCGCUAAGAUUUGGACGUCCUAUUCUCUGCAUGGAAAAGACUCAAAGGACGCGACACGCCAUCUCAUCCACAAGCAAUGGCAUCAGUGGUGAAUAUUCUGCCGGCUGCCCUCCUGGGGUCAAUUCUGUCUGCUGUACUGGGCUCACUGCAGAUUGGCUACCACACCGGCAACGUCAACGCCCCUGCCAUGGUCAUCCAGGAGUUCUUCAACAGCACAUGGAGGGCCAGGUACAACGUGUCGAUGCCUGACCAGAAACUGACAUUACUGUGGUCGGUGUCUGUCAGCAUCAAGGACUUCGGUGCUCUGCUUGGGGCACUGGGUUUCAAAUACAUGGUAGACUCUUUCGGCAGGCGUAACUCCAUCCUCAUAGCGAACGGGCUGUCUGUAGUGGGGGCGUUGUUGAUGUCCUUGUCCAAGUUGGCAAAGUCCUUCGAGGUGCUCAUCGUGGGCCGGCUGGUGUUCGGAGUGUUCUGUGGGCUGGUCAUGAGCAUGAACCCCCUGUAUGUCCAGGAGGUAUCCCCCACCAACCUGAGAGGAGCCUUUGCCACCCUCAACCAGGUGGCCUACACCUUAGGAAUCCUCAUUGGGAUGGUGGUGGGUCUAGAGACGGCCCUGGGCACCUGGGACCAAUGGGACCUGAUGCUGUGCCUGUCCCUGAUCCCAGCCCUGCUGCAGUACCUGCUGCUGCCCUUCUGUCCUGAGAGCCCCCGCUACCUGCUGCACACGAGAGGCCAGGAGGCCAAGGCGGAGUCCGCCCUGUUGAGACUGAGGGGCAAUCCAGACAUGGUGCGGAAGGAGCUGGAGGAGAUGAAGGAGGGGGAAACCAACACCAAGGCCAGCAUAAGCAUCCAGCAGUUCUUCACCAAGGCCUCCUACCAGCAGCCUAUCCUAUUGGUGGUGAUGAUUGCCCUGGGCAGCCAGCUGUCGGGCUUCAACGCCAUGAUCAAUUACUCCACCAAGAUGUUUGAGGAUGCCUUCAGUGAAGCCAAAUACCUGACGCUGGGUGUGGGCGCUGCAAACCUGACCUUCUCUGUGGUGGCAUUCUUCCUGAUGGAGAAGGCUGGGCGGAGGAAGCUGCUGCUAACGGGGUUCCUUAUCAUCUUAGUGUGCAACCUGCUCCUGACCAUCGUGGACGGCCUACAGACCCUGGUGCCGCAACUUCAGUUCCUGCAGGUAGUUGCGGUGUUCUGUCUGGUCGCUGCUUACGAGCUGGGUCCCGGACCCAUCUCCUGGUUCAUCGCCGCCGAGCUGUUUGACCAGCAGGCCCGGCCUAUCGCCAUGGCUUUUACCAGCAUGUUAAACUGGGGAGGGAAGUUCCUUCUCGCCCUCAUCUACCCCCCGUUACUGGAUGUGUUGGGCGGCUACGUCUACCUGCUCUUCAUGGCCAUAGCUCUAGUUUCCCUCUGCGUCACCUGGUUCCGGAUGCCGGAGACCAGGGGCCGCAGCUUUGACGACAUCGCUGAGGAGUUCCGCGGGGCAGAGGGAAUUCUCAUGCAGAACAAGAGUCACUUCAACACUUUUUAAUGACCCAGGGAACUGUGAUGUAUUCUUUGGUCUCAGACCUUAUCUCUGCUAACUUAGUUACGUGUUGUCUAGUUAAAUGUUGUUACGUGUUGAGAGAUGUAAUAUUGGACACUGAAGGAGUUAGUCUAAUAAGCGUUUCAAAUGGAGACAGGAAUCCAUAAUUUUAUAUGCACCUCUACUUUAAAAUGCUGCUCUUCCUCAGGGAUGUUUUUUUUGCUCUUUUUUAUCCUCAUUGCAUGCGGAUUGAUUUUAUGGCAGGAUAAGACUAGAUUUAGUAACAAUUAAGUACCUUCAAAACUUGACUGGUUUUCUAACUGUGUACACAAACCUCAUGGGAUACCCAGUUUUUAAAUGGUUCAGCUGUAAAUCACUGCAAUCCGUUUAAAGAAAAUCUUCAUAAACUACAACGCCUUAUAGGAAUUAGUCUGAGAACCAAGAUGGCCACUAGAUGAACCUGAGUUUUUGCCUUGAUUUUAUUACCUCAACUGCCUUAAAUAUCCACAGAAAGUACCUAAGGGUUAAGAUUUCAACUUGAAUACCUUAGAAUAACGUCAUAAGUUUGCUACACCUCAACUAAAACCGAAAAGAUUUCAGUGUAUUCACUCUUUACCAUGCAUUUUUAAUAGGUUAUUCAUAGGUUAACAUCCUGGGGUUUUCUCAAGUUUUACCAUUACGGGGUUAUUUCAAAAUAAAAUAAAUAAUUUUAAUGAAAGAAUAAAAACAUUAAAUAGUUAAUGUGAAAGAACUAGGCCUGUCACUUUUGAGAAAUCAAGCUCCAACGGAUAUCGAAUAUCAAGCAUGCAUUCGAAUAUAUUCGGAUAUCAUGUAAAAAGAAAACACGUAACGGAGAUUCAAGAUUCAGGACUUUAUCAACUUAAUCAAUGUCAAGUGCCAGUAUGCAUGUACAGCGCAAACAAUGACACGACAACUUAAACAGGAGACAGAUGUCUAUAGCUAGUAGUAGAUAGUCUAUCUGCAAGAAAUUAAUUUCUUAAGGUUGUUUGCUAGGAACACCAGUCUAUCAACUUCAUCUGGAUCAAGUGCGGCUUUAUUUUUAUUCGCAAUUUACCGGCGGUGGAGAACACGCGUUCGGAGCACACAGACGUGCCUGACACCCACACAGGUAUUUGCGCACCCGUUACUGCCAUGAGAUGGCAAACAUUUAAAUAAAAACCAAAUGGUCUAAUCCAGUGCUUCUCAAAUGGUGGGGCGCGCCUCCCAGUCAGGGGGGGCACGAGCGGCAGAGGGGACUUAAGGUACGGCCACACUGAACGCAUUACGCGAGUCAGAGUCAUAGAAAAUCUGCAUUUUUGCCAAGGGAACCAUUGGUUUUGGCACGUAGAUGCGUCAGAGUCCUGACGGGAGAUCCUGGCACCAACCCGGGCUAGCCGGUCAUCGAAUAGGGCCCCAGUCAACUGAAAACACAGCUGAAACCGGCCGUCAUCCAGGCGGAGUUCCUGGAGGAGGUGGUGAAACUCACCCAGCUGUGAGUGCCUACGGAGGAUGUCAUGCAUCCAAACACGACAGCGUUUGGGUUUCCUACUCUCCCCGAACUCCCACAGCAAAAUACAGCGCAGCGAUGGUGGUGAUCUCAGCCAUGUUUUUGGAGCAAAAGAAAAGUAGCAGGGGAAAAAGGUUUUGGCAGAGCUCAUCUUGCUUCGUAGUCGCGUUUAACCAUUUUUGUGACACACAAUGAUCAAGUGUCUUAUUUUAUUAUUUUAAUAAGUUACUUAUUUUAUUUUAUUUGAAUUCUAAAUAAACCCAAUACCAAGGGUCAGAAGUUUUACCAGAAUUUUCAUUUUACAAAGUCAUGACAGAGGGACUUUGUGUCUUUAUUCAUGCUUGAAAGAUGAACAUAUAUCUAUAUACAUAUUUUUGAAAGGGAAUAAGCUGAUGAAGCUGACAAGUGACCAAUGUUGACUGUUUCAAAAUAUUUUGAAUUAAUUGCAAACCCCAGUGAAUCAUUUGCUCUUGUUUCUUUCUGUCUUGAGAUUCACACAGACUUAGCAGUCUUGUUUAAAUGUUACAAAUUGAGUUAAUAAACUAAACUUGGAAAUUAUUUUAAGUUGUUGCCGAUGUUAUCUCAGCUAAUUUAAUUAAUCUAUUUUGAUAAUAAGGUGAUUGUAUGAAGAAUGCUGGUGCCAGCAACUCAUACAGUGGUUUUCUACAGAUAAAUAAAUAAAUAUUAGCAGGUUCUCAAUAAUAUUUCAAAAAAAAAAAAAUUCUAGCUCCUAGGGGGGGAAUGACAGAAAUAAUUGAGAACCACUGGUCUAAUCAUAGACUGUAAAAAAUGGGCUACAUAACAUGCCACUUUGAAAAAGAUUUCACGUCAAAUUCGAAUGCAUACUCAAAUAUCGAAAUAAGAAGUAACAACCCUAGAAAGAACCUGUUUCUCAGUAGGACUUGUACUCUACUGCUCUAGGGUGCAAGGCCAUUAUGUGUUCUAGAUAAUGUCCCUCAAGUCAUAUGACAGGGCUGCUCUGAGACAGCUUCAGGGAAAGUAAUAGGGACAUUCCUUCCCAUGAAUAGGCUAGCGUAAUUAGAGUGCGUGUGUGAUACUCUCCCUCAUUGCCUACAUAUCUCUCCUCUCACCCACGCACUCACCCAAUCGACCUCCUGUAGCCUUAUUACUCUCAAUUAGGUGGCAGUGUUGUCAUGCUUUUUAUAUGCUUCGUUAUCAAGACAUAUUUAUAUGAUUUAUGGGUAACACUGUACAAUAAGGGUACAUUAUUUAACCAUUAAUUAACAUUGGUUAAUUCAGUAAUAAGCAUUAUUACAUAGCGUUAGCAUAGGGGUUAGGGUUAGAAUAAGAGUAAGGGUUUCACUCCUUAACCGAUUCAAUGAUUUAUUCAUUAAUACUUUAGUUAACCUAAACACCAUUAGUAAAUAAUUACUAGACCAUCAGUUAAUGUAAAUAAACUCUUAGCGAAUACUUAUUACUGAAUUGACUAAUGUUAAUACUUGGCUAAUUAAUGUACCUUAUUCUAAAGUGCUACCGAUUAAAUUGCGUCAACCUGAGAAGAAGUUUGAUAUUUCCUAUUCGUUUACAUGAAUAAAUCACCUGACAAUGUUUUGUAAGAAUGGGUUUGAUGGAAAAUACAAAGAUGAAUGGAUAACAUUUACUAAUUAAUGUAACUGAUUAUGGUAACAGAUUAGAAUCUUAACAUCCACAUGAUUAUUAUCUGUUUCUAUAAACUAACUAUAAACGAUAACCCUAAAUUCCAAAAGCUUAUUUAUUAUGUAAAAUGCAGUGGUUGUUGUUUAUGUAUUCAUUUAAUUAUCAUGUUAUCAUGUAAUUAAUUAUCAUUUUACAAAUGUUAUGGUUGAUUUACAUUGCCUGGUUGUGCUUCCUGUGUUUUUGUAAAAAUGUUUUCCAUUGAGUUAGAGCAAUAAAAAAACAAUAAAGUGGACCCAUGGAACCUGUAAAUCCAAUAAGAUCAAACUGAUGAAUCUAAUAAAUGUACAGAGGAAUGAAUCUGACGAGUAGAUUAUUUUAACAAUGUGUAGAACCAGUGAAAAGAACUCGGGACAAUCAAAGCAAACCAAAAUAUACAGAUAUACAGUAUUUGAUUAUUUGUUAUUAUAUAGUUAUUAUGCAAAAUGUAUUUUAUUUUUAUGCAUUCAACUAUUAAUUGUAUUUCUUUCCAUGGUUUCAUUAAUAUAAAUGAAUGUGAAUUUGAUGAAAAUGUGGCCCUUUGUAAAACCGAAAAGAUUAAUCUGAGGAGGCAGAAGAAUUUUAAGGGUAAAACCCUUGAGUCUGGUGAAUUUAACAAUAGUUAGAUAAGGCAAAACUCACAAAUUGGUGGAAUCCAAAAUAGUGAAAGCUUAUAACAAUGAAACAUUAAAGCUGAUGGACCCUGGAAAACCGAGGCAUCCGAUGAGUCUGAUCAAUUUAACAACAAACUAAUCUGAUGAGUCACAGGUUCAGCCAAAACCUAAUAAUUUGUGGUAUCUAAAAUAACAGGUAAGAUAAAAACCAAACUCAUACAAAAUAUAUGCACCAAAAGAUUUACACCUAAAGGUACCGUUAAUAAUAUAAAAUAUAUACACUA
Messenger RNA from Gadus morhua (Atlantic cod), 5737 nucleotides. It is a transcript of the gene slc2a1c, whose product is annotated as solute carrier family 2 member 1c. Gene Ontology annotation, molecular function: D-glucose transmembrane transporter activity. The transcript is spliced from 11 exons. Gene Ontology annotation, biological process: dehydroascorbic acid transport. Gene Ontology annotation, cellular component: plasma membrane. Bases 237 to 1685 code for a protein of 482 amino acids. Lineage: Eukaryota; Metazoa; Chordata; Actinopteri; Gadiformes; Gadidae. The record is from RefSeq and is a predicted model, not a curated record.